Messenger RNA from Syzygium oleosum, 891 nucleotides. Its product is annotated as protein ACCELERATED CELL DEATH 6-like. The coding region runs from base 58 to 603 and encodes 181 amino acids. Lineage: Eukaryota; Viridiplantae; Streptophyta; Magnoliopsida; Myrtales; Myrtaceae. The transcript has 2 exons. Gene Ontology annotation, cellular component: plasma membrane. The record is from RefSeq and is a predicted model, not a curated record. Gene Ontology annotation, molecular function: protein phosphatase regulator activity; protein phosphatase 1 binding.
GGGGCAAGUGACUUGCAGCUUCUGAACGACGACAAGUUGAGCGCCCUGGAUGUGGCCAUGGAAUCCGGAAGCCCGCCACCGACACCUGAUGCGUCACAAGGCCGUGCAACUUCUGGAGCAAGUGAGUCAUCUCCCAACAAAUGGAUCUCCGAAGAGAUUGGAAAUCGAUUGAUAGUGGCCACACUCGUGGCCUCUGUCACAUUCGCCGCCGGCAUAGCAUUGCCCGGUGGAUAUAAUCUCUCCAGUGAUCCAGAUCCAGGAGUGCCGUCCAUGCUGUACAGUCGAGGAUUUCAGGUUUUCGUAAUUUUCAACGCGUUCGCCAUGUACAGCUCCAUCCUUUCAAUCUUAACCCUCCUCCAGGCUCACAAUGCCGAUCACCGCAAAGCAAAAAAAUAUUUGAAACUAGCAGGGUCACUAUUGUCGAUGGCUAUCAUCUUCCUAACAGUGGCGUUUUCGGCAUCCUUAAUUCUGGCGGUGAGCAAACUCAAGUGGCUCAAGAUCUUUUGUCUGUGCUUCGGAAUCUAUGGGGCCGCGGCGAUCUAUAUGUUUGUGUCCGAAGAGGGAGAACGAUGGCUCCAAGUGGUUAUGGAAUCCGCCAAUUAGUCAACAUGUGCUGGCCAGCUUUUCAAACUGUGGGGAGAAUUUACUUUGAGCAUAAAUUUAGGUGUAUCUCUUAUAGUUAGGUAGGUUACUUUCCUCUUUUGUUGAGCAAUACCUUCUAUAUAUUUUUGCAUGGUAACAUAAGUAUACAAGCCAAUUACGAAUUCUAUCACUAACAAGUCCAGAUGGUAGUCGAGGCAUCACAGGCAGGGAUGGAAGAACAAGCACAGCUAGGAACUACCUGAAAUAAAGAAGUUAGAAAGCCGUUGCCCAUUUCGGCUUUACUUUUUC